UUUUCCGGCGGAAUUCGAUGUCCGGCGAUGACGUCACGGGCUUUUGUCCGCGCUUUUUCCCGGCAAGUUUUCGCGAACCUUCUCGUUGAAUCGGGAUGAAAGUGACGAUUAAACGUUGGACCAGCGUAGCCUCUUGGCGCUGGAUCGCCAACGACGAUAAUUGCGGAAUAUGCCGAGUGCCCUUCGACGGAUGCUGUCCCGAUUGCAAAAUGCCCGGUGACGACUGCCCGCUAGUGUGGGGCCAGUGUUCGCACUGCUUCCACAUCCACUGCAUCAUGAAGUGGCUCAACUCCCAGCAAGUCCAGCAGCUCUGCCCCAUGUGCCGUCAGGAGUGGAAGUUCAAGGAGUGAUGCGAACGGUGUUCGCUCGUUUUGUCGAAUUAGCUGCUGGCUCGGCUAUACGAGGCAAUUAUUUCACGAAACAGCUUUGUAUUAAAUGCAGUGUGAGGGUAUUGCUGACGAAUAAUUGCUCCUUUUGCCACGUGUGACGCGAGAUUGGUACAGACUGAGCUAAACGUGAAAGAAGCCAAAUUGCAGGGAGAUGUACCAACAAGCCCAAGCUGCUCUUUCUGAGGUGAUCAACAGUGAUCACACGUGCAGGAGCCAACUUUUUGGCACGUGAACUUGUCUUUGUCAAGGAAGCGACUAAGAGAGACUAGACCACCUUUCGAAAUAGGCCCCAGCAGCUGUUUAAUCACAAUAGUUCAGGGAAGAUGUGCAUGAAAAACUGUGGAGUGAUAUGAGUUCUUGAAUAAUUCAUUAGCUGGGGGUAGGUUCGUACGAGCCGGAAUUUACCGUUUCUGUUUGUGAAUCCAUCUGCACCAUGUGCCGGCAUCUCCUGAGCUUAUUUGACUUUAACCACCUUUGAAGGGGUAGAUUCAUUUGCCUUGAUACUGUCAAAUGAUGUUAAUUCAUCAUGAGUGCAUUAAUGUGCGGAAGUAAUGAUUUGAAGGAACAUUUACGGUCAACCUGUUUGUUUGCACAUACUUUUCAAGCAAGGUUGGAGUCGCCUGCCUUAUCCGAACACUUUCAUCAGAGCGAAGUUAGCCUUGAGCUGCCACAUUUGUAGUGACAUAAUGCAGUUAACUCAAGAAAUUGUACAUACCUGUCUUUAUACUAACAGCUAUGAUGUUGCGCUUCAGUCGGUGAGCACUGCAUGUUUGGAGUCAGUGCAGUUGAACCCUGCGUUGUGCAGUACAUGGUGCAUGGAGAAAAACACUAUUGCAGAGAUGGAUACAGAAGUGAGCAGUGAAACUGGCCAUGCUGUACCUUGUAAAUAUGUUGAAUAAACAUUGUGUCAUUUCUG
This is a messenger RNA of Rhipicephalus sanguineus (brown dog tick), 1305 nucleotides long. It is a transcript of the gene lmgA, whose product is annotated as anaphase-promoting complex subunit 11. Gene Ontology annotation, biological process: anaphase-promoting complex-dependent catabolic process; positive regulation of mitotic metaphase/anaphase transition; protein ubiquitination. The transcript is spliced from 3 exons. The record is from RefSeq and is a predicted model, not a curated record. The coding region runs from base 96 to 350 and encodes 84 amino acids. Lineage: Eukaryota; Metazoa; Arthropoda; Arachnida; Ixodida; Ixodidae. Gene Ontology annotation, cellular component: nucleus; anaphase-promoting complex. Gene Ontology annotation, molecular function: cullin family protein binding; zinc ion binding; ubiquitin protein ligase activity.